AUGGAUAGAUUUUUGCCACCAAGUAUUUUAUCCUUAUCUACCAUUACUUUAGCUGAAGUAUAUUUAAAAGAAACGUUUACUGAUGCAGAAUGGGAAAAGCGUUGGAUACAAUCUAAACAUCAAGAUGGGCUUGGAAAUUUCAUAGUAUCUUCAGGGAAAUUUUAUGCCGAUGAAACAGAAUCUCGUGGAUUAAAAACUACACAAGAUUCAAAAUUUUAUGCAAUUUCGAGUAAAUUAGACAAAACAAUUGAUAAUACUGAUAAAACUCUUGUUGUUCAAUUUUCGGUUAAACAUGAACAGGGCAUCGAUUGUGGUGGAGGUUAUGUCAAGCUUUUGCCACCCAACUUUGAUUCCCUUAAUUUCAAAGGAGAAUCUCAGUAUAAUAUCAUGUUUGGACCCGAUAUUUGUGGACCAACUAGAAAAGUUCACGUAAUUUUAAAUUAUGAUAAUGAAAAUAAACAAAUUAAGAAACAAAUUAAAGCACCAUCAGAUCAAUUAACGCAUUUAUAUACUUUAGUAUUAAAUCCUGAUAAAACUUAUGAGGUAUUAAUUGACGAUAAAGAAGAAGCAUCUGGAAAAUUAGAGGAAGAUUUUGAUUUACUUCCUCCAAAGGAAAUUACCGAUCCGGAUGCAAAGAAACCCGAGGAUUGGGUUGAUGAGGCAAAAAUUCCAGACCCUGAGGAUAAAAAACCAGAUGAUUGGAAAGAUGUUCCACCAACUAUUCCUGAUCCUGAUGCAGAAAAACCAAACGACUGGGAUGAUGAUAUGGACGGAGAAUGGGAACCACCACACAUACCAAAUCCAGAAUAUCAAGGAGAGUGGAAACCAAAAAUAAUUGAUAAUCCAAAUUAUAAAGGUCCAUGGAAUGCACCAUUAAUACCCAAUCCUGCAUAUAAAGAAGAUAAAUUACUUCACGCAUAUAAUACUUCUUUUAUCGGUUUUGACUUAUGGCAAGUUAAAAGUGGUACAAUAUUUGAUAACAUUUUAAUUACUGAUGAUAUUGAAGAAGCCAAAAAAUUUUCAAAUGAAACUUUUAUAAAGUAUCGUGAUGCAGAAUUAGAAGCUAAAAGAAAAUUAGAUGAAUUAGAAACCAAGAAGACAACUUCAAAAGAGGAGGAAAAGGAAAAGAUUAGUGAAGUAGUUGAAGAUAAUGAUGAUGAUAUCAUUGACCUUGAUGUUAAGAUUCAACCAGAUGGUCAAGUUCAAGUAACACCACCUGAUCCCGAAUAUGAUGAACCAAAAGUUGUUAAAGAUACACAAAAACAAAUACCAAUUCAAGAAGAAGGAAAACCUUCCUCAUCUAGUUCAGCUACAACAUCUACUCCUACCUCAGAGCCUUCAACAAAAGACGAAAAGGAUAAACUUUCUGAUGAUAAAAAACAAAAUGAAGAACUUGAUAAAUUCUUUGAUGAAUUUGAGGCAGAAAUAGGAAGUGAUGAUAAAAAACCAACCAGAGAUGAAUUAUAA
This is a messenger RNA of Funneliformis mosseae, 1467 nucleotides long. NCBI's taxonomy places the organism in Eukaryota, Fungi, Glomeromycota, Glomeromycetes, Glomerales, Glomeraceae. The record is from the annotation of a GenBank genome assembly.